Molecule: messenger RNA, 2567 nt
Organism: Glycine soja
Lineage: Eukaryota; Viridiplantae; Streptophyta; Magnoliopsida; Fabales; Fabaceae
Product: exocyst complex component EXO70B1-like
Exons: 1
Coding region: 102-2237 (711 amino acids)
Biological process (GO): exocytosis
Cellular component (GO): exocyst
Molecular function (GO): phosphatidylinositol-4,5-bisphosphate binding
Source: RefSeq, a predicted model, not a curated record
UUGUCAUUUCUAAUACGCCUUUUCUUUUUUUUUUUUUUUCUUUCUUUCGCAGAGGAGAGAACAACAUAACCGUUAACGUAACUUCUUCUUCUUCUUCCAUCAUGGAGAAUCAUGAUAAUAACCUUGCAGAGAAUGAGAAUUCGGGCACUAACGAAACCGAAGAGACGCUACCUUCUUCUUCUUCUUCGAUCACCGAUCAUGAAGAAGCCGAUCCCAAACCUGAUGAUGAUGUUGCUGCUGCUACCACCGCCGAAGCAGAACCACCAUCUCCAAAGAAAGAUGAUGAGGAGGCAGAGGAAGAGAAGAAAGAAGAAACUGCUGCAUCUCCUGCUUCUCCUCCGCCAAGCCUCGAGAAUGUUUCAGAGGAGAUUGACCAGUUUCUCGUGACUCUGAAGCAGAAAAAUGAUGAAAAUGCUGCGGAGAAGAUGGAUUUUGAGAUUCCUGGCUUUUUUGAGAGGUACUCGGAUCUGGUGGAGAAGAAGAUAGCGAAAUACGAUGCGAAAGGGAAGGCAAAAUGGGGAGAGGUGGCGGAGGAAGAUUCGUGGUUGCUUGAAACCGCGAAUCGGAUUUCGAAGCUGAUCAUGUUGAUGAAAGAUCAUCAUCAUGUUGAACCAGAGGAGAAAGAGAUCGACGGUGGAAAUGGAAAUGGAAAAGACUCGCUGGUGAAUCGCGUUACCUCGAUUCACCAGCGUGUGAUGUCGUAUUUGGAGGAGGACUUCAGAUUUCUAAUGGAAGAAUGUAGAAUCCCAACCGAAUUGGAUCCAGGAGGCAAUAAUAAUAACAACAACGACACCAAAGGGAAACAACAACAACAGGUGCCAUCAUCGGAACAAGAAGAAGUGAAAGAUCAAGAAGGCGAAAUCGACGAAAGUUUCCCGGGUUAUUCUGAUGAGACCAUUGCCAGCCUGAGCAAGAUCGCCGGCGAGAUGAUAUCCGGCGGCUACGAAUCGGAGUGCUGCCAGGUGUACAUCAUCUCGCGGAGGAACGCGUUCGAGGAGGUUCACAAGAAGCUAGGGCUGGAGAGGAUCAGCAUCGACGACAUGGUUCUAAAGGUGCAGUGGGAGACUCUGGCCGGGAACAUGAUUCCAGCCUGGAUCAACACGCUCAAGCAGUGCGCGGCGGUGUACUUCCCCGGCGAGCGGAAGCUCGCCGAGGCCGUGUUCGCCAGCUGCCCCUCGGUCGCGGCGGGGCUCUUCGGCAGCCUCUCCCGCGGCGUGGUGAUCCAGCUCCUCAACUUCGCGGAGGGAGCCGCUAUGACGAAGCGCGCCGCCGAGAAGCUCUUCAAGCUCCUCGACAUGUACGAGACCCUCCGUGAGAUCAUCCCCAAGGUGAACGGGCUAUUCCCGGAGGAGUCUGUCGAGGAGCUGAAGACGGAGAUGAAUAUCGCCAAGUCACGACUUGGCGAGGCGGCCAUCUCCAUCUUCUGCGAUCUGGAGAACCAGAUCAAACAGGAGACCGCGAGAACCGCGGUCCCGGGUGGCGCAGUGCACCCCCUAACACGCUACAUAAUGAACUACCUCAGCGUGGCGGGAGAUUACAAGGAAACCCUAGAGCAAGUCUUCAAAGACCACUCCAAGAUCGAACGUGCAGACUCCACCAGUAGGCCACACAACGAGAACGACGGCGUGCCGGAGAAGCAAGCAUCGUCGCCGUUCGCGGCGCAGGUGCUGAGAGUCAUGGACUUGCUAGACUCAAGCCUAGAAGGCAAAGCUCGUUUAUACAAAGACGUGGCGCAGAACAAUUUCUUCAUGAUGAACAACGGAAGGUACAUUCUGCAGAAGAUAAAAGGAUCAAGCGAGAUGAGCCAGGUGAUGGGUGACACGUGGAUCAGGAAGAAAUCCUCUGAGCUGAGAACAUACCACAAGAACUACCAGAGAGAAACGUGGAAUAGGGUUCUGGCGUGUCUGAACCCGGAAGGGUUGAACGUGAACGGGAAGGUGCAGAAGCCGGUGCUGAAGGAGAGGUUCAAGAGCUUCAACUCGUUGUUUGAUGAGAUACACAGGACGCAGAGCUCGUGGGUGGUGAAGGACGAGCAGCUUCAGUCGGAGCUUAGGGUUUCGAUCUCGGGAGUGGUGGUUCCGGCGUACAGGGCCUUCAUUGGGAGGUUUGCGCAGAUCUUUGACCCGGGAAGACAGACUGAGAAGUACAUAAAGUACCAACCUGAAGAUAUUGAGACUUACAUUGAUGAGUUGUUUGAUGGGAAGCCUCAUCAGUCCAUUGCUAGGAGGAGAACAUAAUUAACCUUCAAUCAUGAUCAAUAUCAACAUCAAUCAAUCAAUCCCGAUGCAUCCAUGCACCACCCAGUACAUAUCGUUUUACCACAGUUUUUAUCUUAAUUCUUUAAUUCUUUUUUUUAUAUUACUUAUAUUUUUUCUACUGUGAAGCAAAAUAAGAAAGAGCAUUAUUGUGUGAUGAUGCACGUUGCUUGCUAGUCCUGCAUAAUGAAUUGCAUUGCUUUCGUGAUCGUGUUGUUAUCAUUAGAAGAUGAGUGGAGGUUGAUCUUGUGAAUUUGUUUUUGCUUUUGUUUGUACACAGGAUACUAAAUCAAGUUAUUUGUUCAAUUGAGA